This is a messenger RNA of Scomber japonicus (chub mackerel), 3625 nucleotides long. Its product is annotated as semaphorin-3F-like. Gene Ontology annotation, molecular function: chemorepellent activity; semaphorin receptor binding. The record is from RefSeq and is a predicted model, not a curated record. The transcript has 18 exons. NCBI's taxonomy places the organism in Eukaryota, Metazoa, Chordata, Actinopteri, Scombriformes, Scombridae. Bases 167 to 2395 code for a protein of 742 amino acids. Gene Ontology annotation, biological process: axon guidance; semaphorin-plexin signaling pathway; positive regulation of cell migration.
UCGGAUUGUUUUAUGCCUGCGCAGCGCUACUGAGAGAGAUUUUCCAAACCCAGCUCCGAGGCGCAAAACGCGGGGAAUGCAGCAGUAACAUCCCGCAAGUUUUGGAUCUCAGAGGCAUACCGAGAAAGUCUAAAAGCAAAGAUUUAGAUCUCUGUGGGCUACCUGCAUGACUGUUACCAUGACAACAUCUGGAGCCCAACUCCUCCUGUUGGCCUUAUGUGUUUACAGAGGCUCGGGCCUGCAGCAGUCUGCUCCACGGGUUCGCCUCUCCUUCAAAGAGCUAAUGGACACAAGAGCAGCACGGCCCUUCAGUUUCUCCUUCAACACCAGCGACUACCGCAUCCUCCUGAUGGACCAGGACCAGGGCCGUCUGUAUCUGGGGAGCCGGGAGUACCUAGUAGCUCUGGAUAUGCACAAUGUCAACAAAGAGCCACUCAUAAUCCACUGGCCAGCAUCUGCCAAGAGAAAGGGGGAAUGUCAGAUGACAGGAAAAGGAAGACAGGGUGAAUGUGCCAACUUUGUGCGGAUGAUAGAGCCGUGGAACCGCACCCACCUCUACACCUGUGGAACGGGGGCAUACCAACCUAUCUGCACAUUCAUCAACAGAGGCUGGAGGGCAGAGGACUACCUGUUUAGGCUGGUCCCUGGGUAUGUGGAUUCAGGGAAGGGAAAAUGUUCCUACGAUCCCAAACAGGAGAACAUUGCAGUUCUAAUCAAUGGUAACCUAUAUGCAGGGGUCCACAUAGACUUCAUGAGUACAGAUGCUGCUCUGUUUAGGACUAUGGGAGGAAGAACAGCAAUCAGAACAGAGCAGUACGACUCCAGGUGGCUCAAUGAGCCUGUGUUUGUUCAGAUCCAGCAGAUCCCUGACAGUGCAGAAAGGAACGACGACAAACUUUACUUCUUUUUCCGUGAGAAGACUCUAGAUUCCAGCGGUGGGGCAAGCCCCAGUGUUUUAGCCAGGGUGGGAAGAGUGUGUCUGAAUGAUGAAGGAGGGCAGAAGUCUUUGGUCAACCGCUGGACGACGUUCCUAAAGGCUCGCCUUAUCUGCUCAGUGAUAGGCGAAGAUGGAGUGGAGACACGAUUUGAUGAACUGAGGGAUGUAUUUAUUCAGCCUACACAAGAUGAACGAAACCCCAUGGUGUAUGCUCUCUUCACUACAGCUGGCUCUGUGUUCAAAGGCUCAGCAGUCUGCGUGUACUCAAUGGCUGAUAUCCGCAAUGUCUUCAAUGGGCCAUUUGCCCAUAAACAUGGUCAUAAUUACCAGUGGACAGAGUACACUGGCAAGAUUCCUUACCCACGACCAGGAACAUGUCCAGGAGGAACCUUCACUCCUGGUAUCCGUUCCUCGAAAAACUUCUCAGAUGAGGCUGUGAAUUUCAUCAGAGCCCAUCCCCUCAUGUACCACCCGGUGUAUCCUAUCCACCGUCGCCCCCUGGUGGUGAGAACUGGCGUGGACUAUCGUUUCACUGCCCUGGUGGUGGAUCAAGUGGAUGCCGUGGAUGGACGCUAUGAGGUGCUCUUCCUGGGGACAGAUCGAGGAACAGUUCAAAAAGUUAUAGUAUUGCCCAAAGACCCGACCAACAUGGAGGAACUGACACUAGAGGAAGUUGAGGUUUUUCGGACCAGAGCGCCUGUCAAAACAAUGAAAAUAUCUUCUAAAAGGCAACAGCUGUACGUGUCAUCAGACGCAGGGCUGACCCAGGUGUCGCUGCACCGCUGUGGUGUGUACGGCAGAGCCUGCUCUGACUGCUGCCUGGCCCGUGACCCCUACUGUGCCUGGGAUGGAGAGAGCUGCUCUGCCUUCACUCCAUCCACCAAGAGGAGGAGCAGAAGACAGGACGUUAAACAUGGUGAUCCACUGAGGCAGUGCAGGGGCUUUAAUGCCAAAGUGGAGAAACGUCUGAGAGAAACAGUGCAGUUUGGGGUGGAGGGCAGCAGUACCUUCUUGGAGUGUCAGCCUCGCUCUCCUCAGGCCACCGUUAAGUGGCUGUUCCAGAGAGAGGGAAAGAGGAAAGUGCUCAACCGUGUGGGAGGUGUUCUGAAGACCAACCAUGGUAUCCUGAUAAAAUCUCUUAACCAAUCAGAUGCAGGGCUCUACCACUGUCUCGCCACUGAGAACAACUUUAAACACACAGUGGCCCGUGUGGCGCUCCGCAUCCUCGAUCGAGAUAUCGUUUUAGCUCUCACCGAUCAAGAUGAGGACGAAGAGCCAAAAAUUCGCCAAGCGGGACCUUACCCUCAGUCAUCCCUCGUCUCCACUCCCUUCCCACCCGAGAUCAGACUGAUUAACCAGUACUGCCAGUCCUACUGGGAGCAACUCAAUCCCAAACAGCAGCAGCGCAAACGCACCAGCCGCAGGCACACAGAGAGCCAGGACCAAGGCCUCGGCUAGAGGACGGGACUGACACCGUCCAACACUGGCCUGUCUGGACUUUAUGGUGGACUUUAUGUUUGACACGCAUGUUUGUGCAUCACCUCCAUGCAUUGGGCAGGUGACGCUGUCAUGCUAUACUAUACUGUUGGUUUUGUGUCAAGUGUCAGCCUAGUAAAUACAUAUUAUGUAUAUUUCACAUCACUGAUGACCACAUUCCAAAAAUUACUGUAUAUUUUUUGAAUACUGAUAACUGUCAGGUAUCAGUUCAUGUUAGUUUGACAUAGAAAUCGGCUUACAGACUUGAUACUUGAUUGAUCACCUACCACAGGGAUUGUUUUAAAACUUUUUCCUCUUGGUGCUUAUGGGAUCAUGUCACCAUCUGGGACUUGAGAAUCACUGUUCAACUGUACAACACUGAUUUUAGUGUGAGAAAUGUUUUUUAAGAAUUGCAAAAUUGUGCAUGUUUGCUUUACUUUCUGUCUUCCAGGUUUCAUUUUACAACAGCUCGUUUAAAUUGUGGAGUUUUGGCAGCUGAUUGCUAAAUAUCAGUCCUCGAAUGCACCAAGACGGAAGAGUUUUCAAAAAACAAAUGGAUUACCAUGCAGUUCCAAUUUUACCAUGACAAAAAAAACAAAAAACAAAGACUGUUCAUUGUUUGAUUUUAAUGCUGCAUUGAACUAAAACCAGCUGCUGCCUGGAAAAAAGUAAUGUUUUGGAAAGUAGGUGGUGUCAUGUAGGUAUAUGCAACAUGUAGUUAACGGGCUACAAUAUGCAAAACCACUAGUAUGGUCCUUUUAAUUAUCUUGAAACAAAAAUGUAAUAUAUUGAUUGUGAAUAUAAUAUAUAUGGUCAUUGGAUUACUCUUGUAUUGUAUGAAGAUAAUAUGAUGGUAUAAAUGCAUAUGUUGCAUGCGUAUCUGUUGUUGUUUGUUGCAAGUUGUACAUUUUACUGUUGUUCUGUUCUCAACCUUGGUGUGUAUUGAUGUUUGUAAGGUGUAAUGUUUUAUGUUAAGCUAAUUCCAUUGGAUGUUGUCAUAUAAUGACUCCCUUACUGUCAUGUGCUCUAUAGUGACCUACAGUAUGUGAGUGUUGAAGAUAUGAAUAGCAUACAGUGUUCUUGCAGUUAUGCACUUUGUCGGUGGUGGUAUUAGAGGGAAUUUGGGAUGUUUGCACAGAUGUAUGAGUAAAUGAUACAGGAACAUAAUUUUAUAUGUACAGUAUGUUAUUAUAAAAAUGGGAACGAAAAUGG